AGCUUUUUGUUCGCGGCUCCAGGGGGUACGCUGGUAGACUCUUUCGCGUCCCUUCACGAUGGGGCAGUUUUCGAGCCAUGCUUUUGUUCUAGGGUGCGGCGCCGCAGCCGGCCCCGCGCCGCCCUCCCUGGCGAGCGGCGCGGGCAGCGCGGGCCGCCCAGCGCCGGCGUCGAGGCCAGCUCGGCCGAGGCAGCCCGUGCGUGGCCUCUCGGGCGCGGUCCUCGUGGCGACCGCCGCGGCCGCCGCGUGCGGUACGCGCCGUGGCAGGCGAAGGCGCGCCCAGCUGCGGGCCAAGGGCAAGGCAGCGGGCGAGGCGACCGUCACCGUGAGGCCGACAUUUGACUUCGCGUUCUGGGCCGAGAACGCGGAAGAGGAGCAGGGGCCGGUGGUGCUCACAACGCUCUUGUCUAAGUCAGGAGAUGCCGAGGGGGCCGCCAAGUACCAACAGCAGCUUGACGAUCAUCGCCACGCCCAGGCCGAGGCCACCAUCACUAUCGGCCAGGCCACGCAGCGGGUCGAGGAGCAGGCGGAGGCCCAGAGGCGCAAAGAGGAGUUGCCGCGGCAGUUCACGGAGGCUGCCAAGGCCUGCUUCAGCGAUGUCAAGACGCACAAUGGCUGCGGCUGCGAGGACCGCAUGCUGGACCCCAACGGCAGCUACGAUAGCAGUGGCAGCGAGGCCGAGGGCGCAGGCGUCAUGAGGGGCGAUUGCCGCGAGGAGACGUCGGGCGGCGUGACCAGCCCAGGGCAGGGCCCGAAUACCAGCUUCGAGCUGCCCUCGACAUUCGCCAAGCUGGCCCCCGGCGACGAUGCGACUGGAUUGCCGGCCCAUCAUGCUCAGGGCCAGCGCCCCCCCGUCGGGCCGCUUGGUCGCCGGCGAGAUAGCCUCGCCGACGUCCAAUGGGCCCGGGCUUGCGAGGGCAACCUGCUGGACUCUGACGACAGCGGCAUCGAGGGCAACGGCGCCCGCAUCUACGUGGGCCAGGGCGGGGGCGAUAGCCAAGAGGACAUCAUGCAGCACCUGUACAUCGACGAUCGCAGCAUCUUCAGCAGCGCGAACCACGGCAGGUGCGACGGCCGAGAAGGGAUCAUUGAGCACCUGUCUUUCGACGAUUGCCGCGACGAGGAGCGCGGGGACUAG
Molecule: messenger RNA, 1138 nt
Organism: Prorocentrum cordatum
Lineage: Eukaryota; Dinophyceae; Prorocentrales; Prorocentraceae
Source: the annotation of a GenBank genome assembly